AUGGCAAGAUCCAAACAUUACUGUAAUGCUCUUGUUCUUGGGUUUAGUUUUCCGACAAUGAAGAUGAGGAGCAAGUUUACCGGAGAUAUGGACGAUAUGUUCAAUGUGCAUGGUCACGCUGGCAAUUUUUGUCGGGAGGCAAUUUUGGGAAGUCUAGGAAUAAUAAUUAAUUCGAGAUCAGAACGCCCGCCAGUACAACCAGUAACCAUAGCAGAUUUUGGAACUGCAGAUGGACACGCUUCUCUUUCUCUCGUCAACGAAAUGAUAGAUGUAAUACAGACAGAACUUGGAGAGAAUCAGCCCAUUGUCGUCUACUAUAACGACCAGCCGAUGAAUGAUUUUAAUCUUCUCAGCAAAGCUAUCCAAGGUAGCACAUAUGGUACUGGUCUAACUCUCACUGGUAACGUCUACCCAGUAAUGAUACCGAGGACAAUGUAUGAACAGUGUCUCCCAGAUAAUUCCCUCGACUUGGCAAUAUCAACUCUGGCUACACAAUACUUAUCUAAACAGGUUUGUCAGAUUAAAAACGGUGUAUCCUUUCAAGAGGCGGAUGACAGCGAGAAAAAAAUAAUGAGAGCACAAGGAAAAGCUGACUGGAGAGCUUUUGUGAUUUCAAGAGGACGGGAACUGAAACCAGGAGGAUUUCUUAUAACAUUCAAUGUAUCAUCAAACGAUGAUCGGGAUCUGAAGGCACCGUUUGAAAAUGGAUUCAUUCCACUUGGCCGUAUCGUGUCAGAUAUGAACAAAGAGGGCAUAAUCACACAGGAGGAAUAUCUUUCAACAAACAUUAAUGCCUACCUUGGGAGAACGGCAGAGGAUUUUAAGGAGCCGUUUACCAGUGAUUUGCCGGAUAUAAAGAAACUUGGGCUGGAAUUGGUGUCGAUAAGAACAGCAAAACAUUUUACGCUUCAACAGACUUUCAAUAACGUCAACAAAAAUACGACGGACAAGCUCAAGUAUUCCGAAAGGAUAGUUGCUAUGGUCUACCCAUGGUUGCAUAAUGUGCUAUACAAAGGAUUUUCAAACUCUCGAACUGAGGAAGAGAAAGAGAUGAUUAUUGACCAAUACUUCCGUAGGUUUGGCGUCUCAGAGCUACAGACUGAGUGGGUGACCGUCCAAGGAACGGACGACCGCGCAUUAUUUCCCGUCGUCAAGAUAGAGGCAUACGUCUCUCGUACCUUCGUAACUGACUUCCGACGGAGACAGCACGUCAAGUUGUCAGCAUUCAUGGUCGGCGUGUCCUAG
Messenger RNA from Pecten maximus, 1245 nucleotides. RefSeq names its product probable S-adenosylmethionine-dependent methyltransferase At5g38780. Gene Ontology annotation, biological process: methylation. Gene Ontology annotation, molecular function: S-adenosylmethionine-dependent methyltransferase activity. The transcript has 10 exons. Lineage: Eukaryota; Metazoa; Mollusca; Bivalvia; Pectinida; Pectinidae. The record is from RefSeq and is a predicted model, not a curated record. Bases 1 to 1245 code for a protein of 414 amino acids.